AACAAGCGACUCUGGGCUUCGGCGCGUGACAUGUCAAAGACUCCGCCGUGGCGGUCCUUUAUAAGUAUGCGACGCUCGGGAAGGCCGGGAAUUAGUACGUCUUUGAGGGCUUCUCGCACGCUAUCAAUCUGGCCCUCAAAAGCACUGUAGCAGGCGAUUCGGAGUGUUUUGAGCUUGAGUCCAAUGUGCUUGAAGUACGCCACCAUUUUUGCGAGGCGUUCCUGCAGAAGGGCCGCGUCGAUCGCACGCGCAGCGGCUCUGUCAGUCGAGCGGAUAUUGGCGACCGUGACGUGGAGAUGCUUGAUGCGUUUGACAUUGUGAAGCUUGACAGUGCAAGGUUCAUCCAGCGGCUCGCAUUUGCGGUUGCAGCGCCAAAAAAUGCCGAGAUGUCCACGCCCACGGGUGAUGGGGAAGAUGUUACGGCCGAAAACACGGCGUUCGCCUCGUUAUGUAUUUGUUUGUUCGUCAGGAGCAAACCUAGAGCGCUCCUUACGACUGGAGAACGGGUCGGUCUCUGGCCUGGGCGCGAUUUCCGGCCAUGCCACCAGAGCGUUAAUCAGACCAUUCAGGCCAUGAUUGCGAGCAUAAACCUCGUUGUCGGACCGUGGCUUGGUAGCCUUCAUGUCCUCGUACAAGCGCUGGUUUCCGGAUCUAACCUGACAACGAGAAUUUCCUCGUAGAUUCUGUCGCGAAUCCUAGGCUUUGGGUCAGCGUCAACAGCAAAGGCGAGGUCUUGCAUCGCUCACCUCGCGCGGAAGGCGCAGAAAAAGCGAGUGGGAGUCCUCUCCAGCGAUUGCGUGUCCUUUCUUGCAUGCUUCACAACCACACUCAACCCCUUGGGACACGGUGGUUUGUGGCUCCAUCUUUAGCGCUGUAGGCGGAGUCGACAUGCUUGACGCUGCCUUAGCCGCCUUGCUCCGCUUCGCCUUCCUCGACAUUGGGGCACGAGGGAGUCUUUGGAUGCGUUAGAUGUCGGUGGUGAAGGGCGAGCUUUACAGAGCUGCGGAUGUUGGUUUGCUGCGCCAAGGCGCUGCUAGUGACGUUGUCAGGGAAGCUGCGUUGACGGUCAAGGAAGGCGCGCUAGAUGCAACGAUACC
Baudoinia panamericana UAMH 10762 is the source of this 1097-nucleotide messenger RNA. RefSeq lists its product as uncharacterized. The transcript has a single exon. Bases 297 to 680 code for a protein of 127 amino acids. Lineage: Eukaryota; Fungi; Ascomycota; Dothideomycetes; Mycosphaerellales; Teratosphaeriaceae. The record is from RefSeq and is a predicted model, not a curated record.